AGGAUACCGUUGCAGAAAUUGUGAAGCCACAGCAAAACUCCUACGUGCCUCAAACAGAAACAACUGUUCUGUCGCAGGUGAUGCAGCCCGAAACAAAGGAAUCAGAGAGCACGGAGCCGGACGACAAAUCGCCUCGAUCCGAAGAGCCCGCCAUCGCCGUCGAGUGCCUCCACGCGUACGUGCAGCACGAGCGGCGCAUCCACCAACUGGAACGUCUACGCACGCUGCAGUGCUACCAAAUCAAGCUCGACCAACUGCGACAGCUCGAAGUGGCUGCCACGAACCUCGAGAACGAACGUCAACGGCUGGCCCAGAAAAUGGCAGCGGUGAAUAUCCUUUUCAACGAAGGCGAGGCCGUGACAGUGAGAAACGAGCUGCUGAGGCAAAAGGAAGGCGACGGAGUGCUACAUCCGGACCAAGAGGAGUACCUGGACGACCUGAACAGAAUGGAAGUCUGCAACAACGAGCUCAAAGCGACGGAAAAGCAAAUUGAAGUUAUGCGGAAAGAAGUCCAAGAGCUCUCAAAUGACUGCGAAGAGCUCGCGCAACUGUACCAGGACAGAGAUAGUCUGCUAGACACCAUCAUCUCGAAGACUUCCGGGAGCGAGCUGGAGUGCCAGCUUGCCCUGGACCUCGAGAAGCUUCACAUCUGCAAGCAGCAGGUGGACCUGACGCACUUCAAGUGGUCACAGGCGUUGCUCAUGGUGCGCCAGGCUUGCUCCCAGUUCUCCAGGGCACUCAAGAAGUGGAAGGACCUCGACACUGUCCCCGAAAGCGACGAGAAGAUGCGGUACUACUGUGCAGCCGAAACAAGAAACAACCUCAGUGCAGCCUUACAGAACUUGCAAGGGGCUCAACGUUAUCUAAAAAAUAUCGAGUUCCCGUACUGCAGCCCCAACGAAAUAGAGACGGUCUACAAGGCCGUCACGUAUAUCUUUUCGGACAUGAAGGCGCCUGAGAGACGAGAGCACGCCUAUAAUUGCUACAACAGCGUUUACAGAAGAGCAGGAGCGCUCAAGCAAUGGCUAGAAAUGGUGAUAAAUAACAUAAUAUACCACGACCUCGGCAUUUUGGAAGAGAGGUGUCGAGAAAAAUCCGCGCUGCUGCGAAAGGAACGAAUACGACUCAUAAAGGAUUCAAUCAAAAACACCACGGGCAAGGAAAUCAAGCUUGACAGUGUCGACUACCACAUGGAUGCUGAUACGGACACUUUCCAAGACGACGACACUGCACAGCUGUUUUACGCCGAAAGAGCACUGAGUAGGAGCUCACUCGUGACUCCAGAUGUCGGCCGGACGACGCUACCAACGCCGGUGCCAAUGUCUGAUCUCGCUCCGCUGCCUCCCACGGAAAAGAUAUUCGGCAAAGUGGCAGAGCUGCGCUACCAGCACAACGAGCAAAUGAAGGUGCUCAAGAGAGUGCAAGAACUCCGUCAGGCGAGACUGAGCAAAGCACUUCAACGGAAGCUAGAAGCACGUCGUCGCCGGAAGAGCACCGUGCCGCACGCUCGAGAAGAGUGACCACUUCCGGGUUCAGCUGUUCUAAAGUCGCUGGUGAAGGUGAAGAGAGGUUGAGGUUUCUGUUCACUUUAUGACGUUUAUUUCAUCCUUUUUCUGUGAUACCGACUGAAGUGUUUAACACUGGCUAGAAUGGUUACCUGUUAUGUAAUAGAGGUGUAGCGAAGAGACUAUAGUUAAAGGCAUGUGGCGUUAGCAGCGACUCGACGUGACAGUGAAUGUACCUGAGGUGUC
This is a messenger RNA of Rhipicephalus microplus (southern cattle tick), 1751 nucleotides long. RefSeq names its product BH3-only protein sayonara. Gene Ontology annotation, cellular component: cilium. Lineage: Eukaryota; Metazoa; Arthropoda; Arachnida; Ixodida; Ixodidae. The record is from RefSeq and is a predicted model, not a curated record.